This is a messenger RNA of Betta splendens (Siamese fighting fish), 5669 nucleotides long. It is a transcript of the gene ssh1b, whose product is annotated as slingshot protein phosphatase 1b. The record is from RefSeq and is a predicted model, not a curated record. Gene Ontology annotation, molecular function: protein tyrosine/serine/threonine phosphatase activity; actin binding. Gene Ontology annotation, biological process: actin cytoskeleton organization; negative regulation of actin filament polymerization; protein dephosphorylation. NCBI's taxonomy places the organism in Eukaryota, Metazoa, Chordata, Actinopteri, Anabantiformes, Osphronemidae. Bases 572 to 3088 code for a protein of 838 amino acids. The transcript has 14 exons. Gene Ontology annotation, cellular component: cytoplasm.
CUGUCUGUUAGAUGUCUAAUGGCUUUCAUGUACAGUCGUAUCUGUUUAUUUUAGUGCAGCUAAUGCUUGUGGCAGGUUGUUCUUUACUUAGUUACACAACGGUGGACGCGUCAGCUGUUAUUCCAGCGCCAUCACAAAGAUUUAUUCAGUCACCUCCGCGUCACAGAAGUCAUGAUUUAUGUCAGCAGCGCUUUAACAAAGGCAGUCUUUGUGCUUCGGGUCACUGGCUUGAGACGGUCCCGUCAUGCUUUUGUCCCACUCCGUCAGCAGCGCUGUUUUUCUGGCUCAGCGACUCGUCAGAGGCUUAAUUUAGGACUCCACAUGUCAAACUUGAGAUUGAUGCCAGGGGCCGUUUCCACCGCCUCCGUGCGCCUGCGUGAAUGUCGGUGCUGUGGAGCUGUCCCGCGCCGGGAAGAGCAGAUUUCUGAAGAUAGGGAGCUGAAACGGAGCUGGAAGGGCAGGGAUAGCGAGGACGGAGACGGGAGGAAAGCAGUGGGCGGAGGAGAGGACGAGGACCGGAGGACGAAAGGGGACGGGUUCAGAGACUGGGAAUAGGAUCACAAGCAUCAGGAUGCAUCUGAUGGUGAAAUCGCCUCAUAGAGGCACCUUCGCCGUGUUCCAGCACUUUGCGGCGAGCGCUGUUCUAACUCAGACGCAGAUCUGUCGCAUCCUCAGCGAGAGCUUCUUCAUGGUCAAAGGAGCGGCCCUCUUCCUACAGCAGGGCGGCAACGCACAGGAACCAAAGACCCCGACCCACCACAAGCAUGCAGGUGAUUUACCUCAACACCUGCAGGUCAUGUUUAAGAUCCUGCGCUCUGAGGAUCGCAUUAAACUGGCUGUUCGGCUGGAGAGCGGCUGGUCAGACCGGGUGCGCUACAUGGUCGUCAUCUACACCACCGGCCACCAGGACACGGAGGAAAACAUCGUCCUGGGGAUGGACUUCACAGACAAGGACAGUAAAAAUUGCUCUAUUGGGAUGGUGCUGCCACUGUGGAGCGAUACCAACAUACAUUUAGAUGGAGAUGGAGGCUUCAGCGUGAACACGUCGGGGCGGUCACAUGUCUUCAAGCCUGUGUCUGUUCAGGCCAUGUGGUCUGCCCUGCAGGUCCUGCACAAGGCAUGCGAGGUGUCCCGCCGCUUCAACUACUUCCCCGGGGGCAUCGCCCUCACCUGGAUGGCCUUCUACGAGAGCUGCAUCACCUCCGAGCAGAGCUGCAUCAACGAGUGGAACGCCAUGACUGACCUGGAGAGCACCCGGCCCGACUCGCCCACCAUGUUCGUGGACGGACCAACUGAGCGGGAGAGAACCGAGUGUCUCAUCAAGGCCAAGCUGCGCAACAUCAUGACGUUCCAAGACCUAGAAAACAUCACAUCAAAAGAGAUCCGCAAUGAGCUGGAGCAGCACAUGAGCUGUAACCUUAAGGAGUACAAGGAGUUCAUCGACAACGAGAUGCUUCUGAUCCUGGGUCAGAUGGACAAGGCCACGCUCAUCUUUGAUCACGUGUACUUGGGGUCUGAGUGGAACGCUUCCAACCUGGAGGAACUCCGUGACUGCGGAGUGGGUUACAUUCUGAACGUCACCCGAGAGAUCGACAACUUCUUCCCAGGGAUGUUCUCCUACCACAACGUGCGCGUGUACGAUGAGGAGGCCACGGACCUGCUGGCGCACUGGAACGACACGUACAACUUCAUCGUCAAAGCCAAGAAGAACAAUUCCAAGUGCCUGGUGCACUGUAAGAUGGGGGUGAGCCGCUCCGCCUCCACGGUUAUUGCCUAUGCAAUGAAGGAGUACUGCUGGUCGCUGGAGAAGGCGUACAACUUUGUGAAGCAGAAGCGGAACAUCGCGCAGCCCAACGCCGCGUUCAUGAGGCAGCUGGCCGAGUACGAGGGGAUCCUCGACGCCAGCAAACAGCGCCACAACAAGCUGUGGAGGCCCGACGCGGACGAGGAGGGGUCCGACGAGCUGCAGGCGUCUGGACACUGCACCGGCGGCGAGGGGACGCCGGUGCUGCGGGAGGACGAAGCCUGGGGCGGCUGCGGCGCGUCGCCCUGCAGGAACAUGGGUCUGGAGAUGGAGCCGCUUGACUCCCUCAACUAUAAUUACUACUUCAGGCGCUUGUCAGACUCCGCUCUGGACAGCGAGCCCUCCACCCCGGUGAGGGGUCCGCCUCUGCUCGGCAUGGAGAGAGUUUUCAUCGAGAUCGAAGACGUGGAGAGGGACGCGCUUCUGGAGGACGAGGGCUUUCCCAUGGCCCACCUGGCCCUGCCGGGAGAGGGCACGGCGGCGCAGACGUGCGGGCGCCUGGACCCCCUGGAGGACAUGAGGCUCCGGCUGGAGUUCAGCACUCUGGAGGAGGAGGACGAGGAGGAGGCCAAGAAAGAGGAGGCGGAGAUGGCGGCCUUCGCCCAGACGCCGGAUAACGGCAAACGGGGCGGGGAGGAGGCGGAGCGGAUGGAGGAAAGCCGCCUGGGCCUCGCCAACCUGAACACCAACAACAGCAACCGCCUGGCCGCCAAGCGCAGCUGCCCUGCAGCUUUCGACGACAGCGCUGGCGCAGGGAACCCGCUGAAGGUGAAGCCCUCCUAUCAGUCGUGUAAAGACUGCCUGCGUCUGCCGCAGGGCCGGCGCUGCGAGCGUCUGGCCGGCAGCCGUUCCCACCGCCUCAGCGCCGCCCGCCACUGCACCGUCCCCUCCAUUUGCAUAGACCCGCCCGGCACCACCUUCGCCUCCGCGCCCCUCCUGCAGUGUCUGCCCGCGCCGGCGGCGGUCCCGCCCACUCUGUACCGCUGCGCCACCUGUUCUCCGGGCGUGCCGCCCCUCCUAGCGGGCCGCGACCAGAAGGCGCUCUCCCCCAUGAGCUGUGAGGAGACGCUGCCUGACUUCGGCUCCGUGGAAGCGGAGGACAUGGUCGAGCCGCAGUGGGGGGAUGUGGAAGUACAAGUACCGAGGGAGGGCACAGGGCUCCAGCUACAGAUGCCAGGACUGGGGAUGGGCUUUGGUGUGGGACUGAUGCAGAGGACGGAGCCGCUGGAGAAGCUGCCAGCCCUGGCCAUGGAGAGCCAGCUCCCCGUGGGGCCCACGCCCUGAGGGGAGCGAUGGGCAGAAGGACGACGCUGUGCUGUCAUACCUGGACUGUCUCACCCUGGCUGCUGCAGCAGCUCACUGUUCACCUGCAGUGUGUGUGUUGAUCUGAAGAUUUGGACGAGACUGCUUGUUUUCAGCAUCGGCUCAAAGGCUCGAGGGUCAGGCUUUCCCUUCAGCCCAGUGGAGACGAGCACACGUGAACAGGAGGCCGUGGUGGUUUGUAAAAUCCAGUGUUCUGACUUUUGAGAGGUCAACUGUUCACACUUUGAUGUUGACAGAAACGUAACAUGCUUGUGUUUUUUUUAUUAUUAUUUAUUUAGCUCGUCAGCAGCAUCAGAAAUCGUGCGAUUAAUCUUUGCAGUUGAGCCUUUUGCUAGCGUCCAGUAUCUUCUCAUGUUACACUGAAGGGACAGAACCACCAUGAUGUUCUCAGAUGUGAGUAUGUGGAGCCCGUUUAUGCCUCUUUGUGAAGCGCCGUACCUCAAACAACAAGCAUCUCAAACUGUUGGAGCUCCGUCUCUGCUCAGUGACUGGUUUGACCCCAACCUUCUCUGUUAUAGGUAAUAUUUUUAAUCUCCACUGGAUAAAUCAUCCAUUUGUUGUAUUUAAUGCAGCUCUGGUCACUGGAGAAGUGACGCUGAGAGCUGGAGCUCUUGUGUGUGCAUCAUUCAUUUUCAGUGAACUCAUUACUGGUGUGAUGAAAGCCAUAUAUCUGUCAGGUCCAGUGAAUGGCCUUUAAGUCGCCCGACACACUUUUCCUUUGAUCGGACACGUACUGCACCUGCGGAGACGUCUAUCUAUGAGGCUUCCAUCACAAGCAUGGCUCACCUGCUUUACCAUAGACCUUCCCUGAACGUCACACUAACAUGUAUAGCUUUAGCCACACUAUCCUUACACACAGUGCACUGUAUAGAAUUAAACACUCAAGUCAAGAAAUGACAGUAAGCUUAAAGUCAGUUUUCAGUUUACAGUCUGUUGAUUCAAGCAAAAGCCUGGUUUGUUUUCUUCAUUUUCUAAUAAGACGCAUGAAGCUUGAAGCUGCUUUUCCACUGGUUGCUGUGGUUCGUACUGUGGUGCUACUGUUUCCAGCACGCUGGGUGUGCUGUGACGCUGAAGGAUGCGCUUCAGAAGCGAAAGCUGUGCUGAGGUUGACUGCAGAUGAGUGAGUUCUCUUUAACCGCUGGGUUGAUGGUGUCUUUUUGUACAUUUCUUUAAUUGCAUUAGUAGCAACAAAGAUGGAGCAACAACUGCACCCUCUGUCCCUUCGCCUUCCUCAGCUGCAGGGUUCCUCCUCUUCUUUCCCUCACGUUGCCACACAAACAUGACGUUACACUGGUCAUAGCACCCUGCUCACAUCUGAAUAAGAUCUAAAUAGAAAACGUAGAUGACCGUUUCGCAAUCGCAACCAUGUAGCGGAGCAUGAGACACAAAGACUGGACACAAUGAGAAGAAAAUCCACUGAGUGUUUAAUUUCUGAAUAAAUGAAACAUCUCACAUCUCCACAACACUUAGUCAUUUUAACACAUCUUAUUGUGAGCGAUUGUGUGAUGGGUUGAUAUUAGAUUUCCACUCUAGUUUACAGUCAACUAGCCAUUGUCUGUAGCUUCAUCCUUUUAAGUUUAAAGAAUGCGACCACAUUACAGGAUCCGAAACCGCUCCUUUUAUUAUAGACCAUCAGAUCUUAAUAUUCUUGAAAUGUGUCCUGCAUUCAUAGCAUAUGAUAUCAUUCUUUGUUUGCCUUUUUGCCCUUUUUUUGCUUCACGUUUUGGAUUUUGUGCGUAUUUUAAGUGCCUUAACCUCGGCCUUAGCUCCGCCAUGCAUCGAAGCAGCAUGAGUGCUUUUGGCUUCUCGUCCGUUACUUAUCCUCACUCUCGGUAAUACCUAUGCUCUUUGAUGAUAUAAUGUAUGCAAACACACGUCCGCUCAUGCACAGCAGCCUCUUUCCCUUGAUACACGCAUACUUGAUGGACUUCCACGUAUGAAUAGCCUAUAAUAUUGUUGUAUUUGUUUGAUAUUGUUGAACUUGUGAUACGCCGUAUUGGUUCAGUAGCUGGCUGAGGAACCGUACUUGCUGGAAGGAGACUAUGGUUUCCAUUAAACCACUCUGUAUACAUUUCCCUGCAAUUUGCUAUCAAGUAUUAGCUUGCAGAUGUGGUCGAUAUGAAGAAAAGCACUGAUAACGCUACUGUGUACUGAGAAGUAAAAUAAUUAUUUGGAUCAUUGAAACUUUAGGACUGUGUAUUUUGGGCACAAUUCGAAAAUAGCAAUGAUUGAAUAUUUGAAUCACAUGAUUCCCAGGAAGCAGGCAUCAAACUGACAAUCCUGUUUUAAGGGGCCAGACAUCGAGGACCUGUGAGGAAGGACAUUCAUGAAGGGUCUUCAUGAAGCACAAGUCUGACCUACGUCAUGUCUGCUGAUGUGGAAAAGGAAGGAACGACCUGGGAGUUCGUUACGUUGUUUUUGUUAACUUCUGUGUACUGUACAUUGACAAUGUUUCUGUGUAAUGCACUUUUUUUUACAUUUUGUUAAAAUAAUGUCCAGUCUAAUGUUUAUGAUGGGAAUAAAACCAUUCUUCUGCAUAAUA